AUGGAUAAGCUAUUGAGUGCUUCGGUGGUACCCCCACGUUUCCGCAACAGUGCGCUUCUUACUGGACAUGUUCCUCACAAGUCACUCGCCUCAGAACCGCGCGUGUCUUACGCCCUGUAUGUACCCGAAAAGAUUUACAACCAGCGCCACCCCGACGUGGGUGAGCCGGGGCCCAAUAAGCUUCCUCUAUUGGUCGCCGUCCACGGAACUAGGCGUGACGUUUUUAACGUUUACGAUUUGGUCCCGUUUGCCGAGUCUACCCCGUGCGCCAUCCUUCUGCCGCUGUUCCCUAUCGGCUUAGACGGGCCCAACGACGUCGACUCCUACAAGCUGCUCAAGUCCAAGACCCUUCGUCCCGACCUUGCUCUGCUGUCCAUUCUGGACGAGGUGGCAAUCAAAUGGCCGGCCAUCGAGACUAACAAGAUCUUCCUAAUGGGGUUUAGUGGUGGUGGCCAGUUCUCCCACCGGUUCUUGUACCUAUAUCCCGAGAGGCUCGCUGCCGUAAGCAUUGGCGCUCCGGGUCGCACCACGUCCCUCGACGAGGAGAAGAGCUGGCCGUCGGGAAUCAAGGAUGCAGAGGAGAUCUUCGGACGGACUAUCAACAAAGAACUUAUCAAGAAGGUCCCCAUCCAUCUUAUAGUUGGUGAUCAGGACACCAGCCUCCACGGCGAUGGCGAGUUUUGGGCCUGGGUAAAGCAAUACACAGGUAAAGCAGGAGGCGAGGAUACACCCGUGAACAACGAGCAUGGCGUGCAAAUGAUCGAACAAGGAAGACUGAAGACUACGCACGAACUACAAGAUUCGUGGAAGGCCCUGGGUAUCGAGUCGCAGUUCGAUAUUGUUCCUGGCGUGGCCCACAACGCUCGUGGCGUUCGCAGCCUUGUGUUGCAAUACCUCCAACCACUUAUUCGGAAGCAGGAUGGAAAAUGA
This is a messenger RNA of Daldinia caldariorum, 930 nucleotides long. Its product is annotated as alpha/beta-hydrolase. Lineage: Eukaryota; Fungi; Ascomycota; Sordariomycetes; Xylariales; Hypoxylaceae. The transcript has a single exon. Bases 1 to 930 code for a protein of 309 amino acids. The record is from RefSeq and is a predicted model, not a curated record.